Messenger RNA from Thlaspi arvense, 551 nucleotides. The record is from the annotation of a GenBank genome assembly. Lineage: Eukaryota; Viridiplantae; Streptophyta; Magnoliopsida; Brassicales; Brassicaceae.
AGAGCCUAUAAUUUUGUGUUUUUUACCGCCCAAAGAAAAAGAAAAACAUUUAUUUUAGGUGUGUGAACAAAGGAAAAACUAGAAAUUAAUUGGAUCAUAUUUAAGUUUGUAAAAUUGUUUUGCCUCUAUACUACACUUGCCUAGAAUUUUGUUGGCUCUACUACACUUGCCAAUCCAACACCUGAAUUUCAGUUCCAAAAUUAAUCUUCAACAUCUGAAACACAAUGGAGAAAAUUUCGAUAAAGUUUGCUUUCCUUUUCUUUUUAGCAGUUACAUCCGUGAUGAGCAUCGAAACCGUUAAGGCAAGUCGGUUAUUACCCGAAGAAACUUCUCAAACUGUGUUACACCACGAAGAAGUUUCGGCGCAGGUUGUGAAACCCCAAAGUCUUCACUGCAAGAAAGGGUGUCAUGUGCAAUGUGUUCCCAAUCCAUUUGUUGUUGAAUGUAUUUGUGUCUGCUAAUUUCAGUUGCAUUUAGUUUAUUCGAAUAAAAUUUAUAAAUUUCAGUUUUUAAAUUUUCAUUUCUAAUAAUAAUUUUAUUUAAAACCUUUA